This is a messenger RNA of Eruca vesicaria subsp. sativa (arugula), 921 nucleotides long. The record is from the annotation of a GenBank genome assembly. NCBI's taxonomy places the organism in Eukaryota, Viridiplantae, Streptophyta, Magnoliopsida, Brassicales, Brassicaceae.
AUGGCAUCCUCUCCCACGCACUUGUGCAUCUCUCAUGAUCCUUCGUACUCCACGUCUCUCAAUCUCCAAACCCAACAAUCGAGCUUCGGUUACAAGGACAAAGUAAAGGACUUCGAGAAAACCCAGUUGAGAAUUCCCGCUUCUUUCAGAAAAAAAGCUGUCAACUUGCAAAUGAUGGCAUCAGGAAAGACACCUGGACUGACUCAGGAAGCUAGUGACAGUACUUAUGAGGAUAAAAUUGAUAGUGAAAAUAACACUGAUGUGUUUGACGACAUGAAACAGCGGUUCCUCGCCUUCAAGAAGCUUAAGUACAUGGAUAACUUAGAACACUACAAAAAACUGGCAGAUGCUCAAGCUCCAAAGUUUCUGGUGAUUGCUUGUGCAGACUCUAGGGUUUGUCCUUCAGCCGUCCUGGGAUUUCAACCUGGUGAAGCAUUCACUGUUCGUAACAUUGCAAAUUUAGUACCUUCAUAUGAGUCUGGACCUACUGAAACUAAAGCUGCUCUCCAGUUCUCUGUGAAUACACUUGAAGUGGAGAACAUCUUAGUUAUUGGUCAUAGCCGCUGUGGAGGAAUUCAAGCUUUAAUGAGCAUGGAAGAAGUAGAUUCCAGCAGAAGUUUCAUACAUAACUGGGUAAUUGUGGGGAAAAAGGCAAAGGAAAGCACAAAAGCUGUUGCUUCAAACCUCCAUUUUGAUCAUCAGUGUCAACAUUGUGAAAAGACAUCGAUAAAUCAUUCAUUAGAAAGACUGCUUGGUUAUCCCUGGAUAGAAGAGAAAGUGCGGAAAGGAUCACUGUCGCUCCAUGGUGGGUACUAUGACUUUGUAAACUGUACAUUUGAGAAAUGGACCGUUGAUUAUGGAGGAAGCAGAGGCAAGAAAGAAGGCAGUGGGAUUGCUGUUAAAAACCAGUCUGUUUGGUGA